GCGCAUAUGCCGUUUCAUCUUAAUAGCAAGGAUUCAUGCAGUUGAACUGAUUUUUUGGGAACAAAGAAAUAGCAGGUGUUUUGGGAGAUGUUAUGGAAAAAAAUCUCUCGUAGAAUUUUAAAUUGAUCCACUUGCAUACGUUAAUCUAGCUUUUUUGUUCAAUCUUCCCAUAUAUAUUUGGUUUAUUCUGUCAAGAAAGCAGCAUAAAGAAGAGUACUGGUUUAGAAGAAGUUCAAAAGAACAGUGGUGAAUUUUUUUUGAAAUUCGAUUGUAAUAUCGUUUCUUCUUUGAAAUUUCUAUUUGACCUUUUUUUUCCCUUCAGUGAUAUCAGAAUUUCUUGUGUCUGUUUUUCUAUCGUUGUUUUCUUUUCGAUUGAGACCGUCAUUCUUUUUUUACGUUAUACACUCAAACAACAAAGGUUUCCUUUUUGAAGUUUUCGUAAUCCACGUGUUUCUUUAUCCCGUCCUCUGCUACACCUAAUUUGCUGUUUUCCUAUCCUUUAUUCUAAACGCAUGCGUUUUCUAUUUUGCUUUUUGCUGUUUCUUUUUCAUUUGAAAGUCUUCUUUCUUGUUACACAGGCCUCACCCAGACUCUCAUUAUCCUCUCCGAUCCAUAAACAAAACGAUGUAUUUACAACACUGUCUCCGUCUUUGUUCCGUAGAGCAGGUUCAACGAGUCUAUCAGGUUCUUCCAGUAGUAUAGGACAAAGUUCAAGUUCCGGCAAUCAAAAAUCUUCCUCUUCAUCCUCCGGUAAAACUUCAUCCUCUGUUUCCGAUAUCAUCAGUACUUCCGACGCUUCAGGAACUGUUGUUUCCUCAUCUCAAAGAAAUGCCACAAAUGGAUUCGUUACAGAGUACGUGACCAUCCAACCUACCACAGUCAUGACGACAAUCUUUCAAUUUACUUCUUUAGCCUCUACUAUACCUGCGCAGAGCGGUUUAGCCUCUCUGGUUCCUCAAUCUUAUUCCCCCUACGGCAGUGCCGGUGCUCUUAUUGGAAUUUUGGCCGGCGUAAUUGUGGGAAGUGUGUUUGUCCUUGCCAUUGUGAUGGUGGUAGCGCGGAUCUGGGGACCUCGUCUUUUGGCUAAUAAAAGAAACAACCAAGAAAAUGAUGAAAAUGUUCAAGAUGAUCCUGAGCUCAAGCAGGAAGGAAUUCCACAAAUUACUUAUGCUUCUAAUUUUUAGAUUCUCUUUUUACUUGUAUCUUUGUUUCUGUGUAUUUAUAUAUUUUUAUCAUGUUCGCACUCGUUUAAUGAUUCUUUACCUUUUUUUUCUCACAAAAGUCUAUUUGUAUGGCAUGCCAAUCUGUGGAAGGG
This is a messenger RNA of Schizosaccharomyces cryophilus OY26, 1315 nucleotides long. RefSeq lists its product as uncharacterized. The transcript has a single exon. The record is from RefSeq and is a predicted model, not a curated record. Bases 513 to 1184 code for a protein of 223 amino acids. NCBI's taxonomy places the organism in Eukaryota, Fungi, Ascomycota, Schizosaccharomycetes, Schizosaccharomycetales, Schizosaccharomycetaceae.